Solanum tuberosum (potato) is the source of this 2553-nucleotide messenger RNA. RefSeq names its product pentatricopeptide repeat-containing protein At2g40720. Bases 1 to 2553 code for a protein of 850 amino acids. Gene Ontology annotation, molecular function: protein binding; RNA binding. The transcript has a single exon. The record is from RefSeq and is a predicted model, not a curated record. Lineage: Eukaryota; Viridiplantae; Streptophyta; Magnoliopsida; Solanales; Solanaceae. Gene Ontology annotation, biological process: RNA modification.
AUGCGUUUCCUUUGCUUCAAAUCCCGUCAAUUUUCCGCUAUCAAUGCUGUGGUGUUAGUUAAUUCCAAAAUCAAAGCAUUUAUCCAACAAGGAAACCAUCUUCAAGCUCUGUUAGCUUACUCUAAAGAACCUCUUUUUCCUCUCCACACUUCAAAAUUCACUUUUCCUCCUCUCCUAAAAGCUUGCGCUUUUCUUCCAAAUCUUCAAACUGGGAAAAUAAUCCAUGGCACAAUCAUUCAAAUGGGUCUUCACUAUGAUCCUUUCAUCAUCACUUCACUCAUCAACAUGUAUGUAAAAUGUAGCUCACUUUGUAAUGCAGUCCAAGUGUUUGAUUUUAUUUCUCAAUGUGAAGAUUUCGAUCGAGAUGUAACUAUAUGGAAUGCUAUGCUAGAUGGGUAUAUCAGAAAUGAGCUUACUGAGGAGUGUAUGGAUUUGUUUAGAAGAAUGCAAGAGAUUGGUGUCAAGUCUGAUGAGUACUCUCUUAGUAUUCUUCUGGGGUUGUUUAAUGGUCGAAUGGGGUUAUCGAAAGCAAAAGAAGUUCAUGGUUAUGUUAUUAGAAACUCAUUUGGGCAUGAUCCUUUUGUGGUUACUGCGUUGAUUGAUAUGUACUCAAAUUGUGGUAGGCCAAAAGAUGCUUGGUGCGUUUUUGAGAGUGUACAAGACAAGGAUAAUAUUGUCAUGUGGAAUGCAUUGAUUAGGGGCUUAUCGGAGAAUGGAUUAUGGAGAAACAGCAUGAGACUCUAUUCUUUAGCUAAGAAUUGGGGCUGCAAACUUAUGUCGACGACUUUUUCUUGUACUUUGAAGGCUUGUGCUGAGGGUGAAGAUAUAGAUUUCGGCAGGCAGAUCCAUUCGGAUGUUGUCAAGAUGGAUUUUGAGAAUGAUCCUUAUGUAUGUACUUCGGUGUUGUCUAUGUACGCAAGGUUUGGACUGUUGGAAGAUGCAGACAGGGCUUUUAAUUCUGUAUUAAACAAAGAAGUUGAAGUGUGGAAUUCUAUGAUCUCAGCUUAUGUUGGCAAGGGCAGAGGCGAUGAUGCUUUGUGUGUGUAUAAUGAGAUGCGAUCAAGAGGCAUCCUUUCUGAUUCUUUCACCUUGUCAAAUAUUCUUAUAUCAUGUAGUAUGACCGAAUCUUAUGAUUUAGGCAGUGCAAUUCAUGGUGAAAUGAUAAAGAAACCAAUACAGAAUAACAUUGCGUUGCAAAGUGCUCUAGUGACUAUGUACUCAAAAUGUGGAAUGUUAAAGGAUGCUCUUGACGUUUUCAGUAGAAUGGAGAAGAAGGAUGUGGUCGCAUGGGGUUCAAUGAUCUCAGGUCUCUGCCAAAAUAAGAAAUUCAAUUUGGCACUGGAAAUAUAUAAGGAAAUGGAGACUCAUAAGGUCAAUCCAGACGCUAAUAUAAUGGCAAUGGUGAUAAAUGCUAGUGCAGGACUAGAAAGCUUAGAAUUGGGUUGCAGUAUCCAUGCAAUCACUGUUAAGAGCGGGGAGGAAGUAGAUAGUUCAGUGAGCUGUUCUCUUGUAGAUAUGUAUUCUAAUUGUGGCAAGCCAGAAAUGGCUGAAAAGGUUUUUUCGGGUGUUCCCCAUAAGAAUUUAGUGGCUUGGAAUUCCCUGAUCUCUUGUUAUUCGAAAAAUGACUUACCAGAGCUUUCUUUAAAUCUUCUUCCUCAACUUGUCCAACAAGGAUUGUAUCCAGACGCUGUUACAAUAACUAGUGCCCUUGCUGCUGUUUCAUCCUUAGCAACACUGAUUAAAGGAAAGGCAAUUCAUUGUUACCAAAUAAGGCAUCAAAUUCUUGAAGACAACCAAGUGGAAAAUGCUCUUAUUGAUAUGUACAUAAAAAGCGGAUGCCUAAAGUAUGCAGAGUGUAUAUUCCAGUAUAUGUCCAAAAGGAACUUAGUAACAUGGAAUACAAUGAUUGCAGGGUAUGGAUCUCACAGUGAGUGUAUGAAAGCUAUCAACUUUUUCAAUGACAUGAGGAAAUCCGGAGUGACGCCUGAUGCUGUAACUUUCCUUUCCUUGAUUUCCUCUUGCAACCAUGCUGGUUUAAUGGAUGAAGGCCUUAAACUGUUUCACUUAAUGGCAUUAGAGUAUGGAAUCAAACCACAAAUGGACCACUACAUAAACGUGGUUGACCUUCUAGGCCGUGCUGGACGCUUGGAAGAUGCUUACAAUUUCAUACAGAAUUUGGAAGUGGAACCUGAGAGGGGGGUGUGGCUAUGUCUUUUGUCAGCCUGUCGGGUUCAUCAAAACGUGAAGCUUGGAGAAAUAGCAGCCAAGAACCUUCUGAAGAUGGAACCAAACAGAGGCAGCAAUUACGUUCAACUUUUAAAUCUCUAUGUGGAAGGUGGGAUGAGGGAAGAAGCAGCAAGUUUGAGGACUCUGAUGAGGCAGAAAGGGUUGAAGAAGAACCCUGGAUGUAGCUGGAUUGAGGUGAAAAAUGAACUUGAGGUUUUCUACUCCUGUGAUUCAUCCUCCACCAAGACAAUUGAGAUCUAUGAGACACUACAAAGUCUCAGAAGUAUUAUGAAAAAGAGAGGAGAUUAUGAGACUGAGGCAAUAUGA